AUGGCCAGCGACCUCACCAAUGGGGCCCAGACGGCUCCGUCGCACAGAAGGCAGCCAUCCCAUGUCGUCAAGUCGGUGGCUCCAGACUACUACGAGGAUAACGACUUCUAUACCAACCCCACCAAUUCACGACCACCGCCAGCACCCUACACAGCAAAUUCGGGGCGAGUGCACAGCCACCAUCGGUCUCGUUCGUACUCCGCCAGAAGCAAAAGCUACCGGAGAGACGUGUAUCCCGAAGACAGUAUGGAGUGGAAAGAAAACCCCCCGGCAUCGGACUACCCGGCCGGGCCCGACAAAAGUGCGAAAUCAUCUACGAGAGGGGAGAAGCAUGGAGACGAUGCGCUCAAGGCCUCUGCAUCCUCAAAUAGCCAGCCCUCGCCGAUCAGUCGGUCGAAUACGGUCCGCUCGACAACCGAGCAGCGGCGGGACUGGGCGGCCGACCGCUCGCCUCUCCAAAAGCUCGAGGUGACCUACACCGGGGCUAGCAAGGAAGAGAAACGGGCGCGGGCUCUCGAGGCUGAAAUGAAACUGCGAGAACGGAUGAAACGGGAAGCCGAAAGUCGCGCGACAGCACCAGCGCACCCUUCUGACAUGCCAGAACAUGCAGAUCAGCGCGUCCUCCCGGGACGAACUGCGGCACCGAGCCAGCCUGCGCCAGGCGCAAAGCGAUCGCAUCACCGGCAGGCUGCUUCUGAAGGGCAGGCGGGAUACAGCCCCCCGGGACAAAAUCCCUCGGAAAGAGCCAGACCUCCUCGGAGCAAAGCACCACCGCCCCAGAGCGCGGCAGAUCGUCCGUUUGAAGAGUCUCCGUACGACGAUGGUCUACCAGAUGUGUCGGUGAAGAGAGGUAGUGCUCCCAGGCGGACGGUUUCCGUGAACCACCCGCCCCAAGGACCCCCGAUGGGCCCGCGGGCGAUGAACCAGGGCAAACAACGGGAUGCACAACCUUACCCGGCUGCUGCUGCUGCUGCUGCUGCUGCUGUUCAAGAUCCAGCGGUGCCGGAGCAGCCUAGGAUGGCAGUCCCAAGCAGGAAGGCAGUUCCGAACCAACCCAAUAGCCGGGCACUACCAUAUCCCGACCUGACCCAUCCAAACACAUCACCUCCACAACUGGCCCCGGAGAGAGGGUCGGUCCAGCAGGGAAUUAUGAAGAGCCCUACUGGCGCUGCGCCUGGCUUUCCUGGACCCGCCAACACUAGUAUCGAACGUGGGAUGGGCGAAUUCAACCCCACGGCCCCCCCGGGUGCUGGAGUGGAGACAAGUGCACCAUCUAAGCCCAAGGUCUCCUUCAAUGUGCCACCGCCGACCCCCCCUCCCCUAUUUGAGUGGAGAACUGCAUCUGUGGCUAGACUGGGAGCCUCUGAUUUUGAUUUCCAACGAUUUGAUGCGGAUCGGAGCAAGACAUGGUGGGAAACCGGGGACAGCAACAACCGCAGAACCAGUCGGGCCCUGCCGAAUAGCUUUGUCCAAAAGCUGUCCGCUCAAAAGCCAACCGGUAAGCCGUCGAAGAGACACGGUCCGUCACGAGAGAACCCAGUCACUGACCAGAUGAUGUAUGCAGGUAACAAGCGCUUCCAGCCAUCGAUCUUCCUACAGAGUGGACCCCUGCUCCGCUACGCCGGUCUGAAACGGGUUCGAAUCGAUGGACCCAAUGGUCCGUUCAACAAGGAGACCUGGCGAGGCAGUGUUUUGAUCGUGACCCAAGAUUCGCUCUCCUGCUAUGAGCCACGCCCAACCCUGAGGUUGUUCGCCCAGCCGAUGGAUCUCCUCGCUCCUCCGCCGGUCCAGGUCGACGGUGAGGAUGCUCAACUCGCCCCCGAGUAUAUUGACCCGGCUGCGGGGUUGAUGAAGUUGGGACGGGAUGGACGGCCUCUCUACGUUAAACCGGUGGAGCAUACCGUGGAAGGGGAGGAUCUGUCGUUUGUGGAGAACGAUGAUGGAAUCUAUGAAAUGUCCCCCAGCAUCAUGGACUACAGUAGCGAAGGGGUCAAGCAGCCCGUCCCGGCCAAUCGUAUCCAUCCCGUGGAUGGAGAGGGAGCCGGCAGCUACAAAGAGAUCGCCGGAGCGCGCCUCUAUGCCGACCCGGGCCGGGAUGUCACAUUCUGGAAGUUCAAUCUCGAGAUCGAACUGGGCCCGACUCAGCAGCGGGUCGCCUACCGUUUGAACCAGGGGCCAGCUCUCGGCUUCUGGGUGCCGGCCCGAGGACAGUCCAUGAACGUCAUGUUCCAUACCGGCAACGGCUUUAGCCCGGCGGUGGAUUCCAACAAGCUCAGUGGUCCCGACCCCCUCUGGCGCGAUGUCUUGAACGAGCACCAGACGCGCCCGUUCCAUGUGAUGAUUGGGGGGGGUGACCAGAUCUUUAACGACAAGGUGAUCGCGGAAACCGCCCAUUUCCAGGAGUGGGUGAGGAUCAAGAACCUGAGUGAAAAGUACGACUCGCCUUUCAGUGCCGAGUUCAAGGCCGAACUGGAGGACUUCUACUUGGCGAAUUACUCGGCGUGGUUCUCUCAAGGGCUCUUCUCGCUCGCCAACUCCCAAAUUCCCAUGGUCAACAUGUGGAACGACCAUGAGAUCAUCGAGGGCUUCGGCUCCUACCCGGAGGAGUUUAUGAACUCGCCGGUCAUCUCGGGCCUUGGCAGCAUUGCGUUCAAGUACUACCUGCUGUUCCAGCAUCACAGCGUUCCCGAGGAAACCGAAGCCGAGGAGCCCAGCUGGAUCCUUGGCGCCAAACCAGGACCUUAUAUCAACCAGCGCAGCCGGCACGUGUUUAUGUCGCUGGGCGACGGGGUGGCGUUCCUGGGGUUGGAUUGUCGGACGGAACGCAUGACCGAUGAGAUCAUCUGCGAAGAAACGGGCGAACUGAUCUGGGAUCGAUGCCAUCAGGAGAUUGUGCGGGGGGAAACCCGACACCUAAUUGUGUCGCUGGGCAUCCCCCUUGCGUACCCCCGCGUGGCCGUGGUGAAAAACAUCCUCAACAGCCGCAAGUCCCUCGGCAAGGCGGGGCUGUUUGGCGGCCUGGUGAACAAGACCGGCGCCAAGGUCGAGAUCUUCGACGAUCAUUGGACGGCCAAGCGUCACAAGGCGGAGCGGACGUAUCUGAUCGAAGAUCUUCAAGAUCUCGCGGCCGAGAAAUCCGUCCGGGUGACGAUUCUGAGUGGUGAUGUGCACCUGGCGGCCAUCGGGCAGUUCUACUCGAACCCCAAGUUGAACGUGCCCAAGGACCGGGACUACCGAUACAUGCCGAACAUCAUCUCGUCCGCCAUUGCCGAUCAGCCCGAGACGGAGAUGAUUUCCGACACCCUCAACAAGCGCAAUCACGUGCACCACAUCGACACCAACACCGACGAGGACAUGCUGCCCAUCUUCACCCAUGACGUGAACAACAAGCCCCGGAACAACAAGCGGUUGCUUCCGCGACGCAAUUGGUGUUCGAUCCGGGAGUACCAGCCUGGCUCGACACCCCCCGCGACACCGCAAAUCGGACCGGCGGAGGAAGACCCGCGUCCGGCCAAGCUGAAGCGGACGUUGUCGCUGACGCGCGGCGACAAAGCCCCCCGCGCCGGUCUGCUGCGACGUCUGUCCCUCCGGGGCCCGCCGCCGACGAAGGACUUCCACCUCGGCGAGGCUCCCCCGGCGCGCCGGAUGAGCAUGGACGGAGCUUUCCCCGGGGGAACAGGCGAUGCGGCGUUCCCUCCAGCGGGAGACGCCCAGCCCGGUCCGUUCCUGCGCCGAUCGACCACCCUCACCCGGAAAGCAUCCAAGCGCGGAGGUGCCGGGCCGGGGGCGUUGAUCAACCUGGAGGGGGGUCUCGCCAUCACGCUGAACCUGGAGCUGAACCCGAAGGACCCAGCGGGGAUCACGACGCCCUACAAGUUCCUGGUGCCCGCGCUACACUACGAGGACAUGGAAUUCGACCCGCCCGCGGCGUCAGUGGCCAAGGGGUGGCGGAAAUGGCUGGGGGUGCGCAGCAAGAAGAGGGACCAGACGGCUGGGGCCGGAGAAGAGACGGACGCGGAGAAUGGUCUGACAGAUGAGGAAUACGAUGAUGAGUUUGAUGAUGAGGAUGGGGAUGAGCCGGAGCCGUAUGCGGUGGGCGACGGCGGAGUGCUGCCCGAGACACUGGUACCGGUGAGCCCAGCGGACGGCGAGGGCGAGGGCGAGGAGGAGGAGGUGAAGGAGGUUCCGAAGCGGAAGAAGUGGUUUGGGCGGUCGAAAUGA
Aspergillus ibericus CBS 121593 is the source of this 4221-nucleotide messenger RNA. RefSeq lists its product as uncharacterized. The record is from RefSeq and is a predicted model, not a curated record. NCBI's taxonomy places the organism in Eukaryota, Fungi, Ascomycota, Eurotiomycetes, Eurotiales, Aspergillaceae. The transcript has 5 exons. The coding region runs from base 1 to 4221 and encodes 1406 amino acids. Gene Ontology annotation, cellular component: membrane.